CGUUGAAAGACAAAGACGUGAAGAAAGACGGAGAGAGAAGUGGAGCGAGGCACAGAGAGACAGAACGUGGAGAGAGGCAGAGAAGCGUGGAGAGACUAAGCAAGACACUAAGCAAGGGACGAGCAGGGUGUAAGACAAGGACAAGCCCGGCUGCCCCGGAGCCCCAGCCCCGCCUUCAUGCCCGGCAAGUGCCCCACCUGGCCCAUCCUCCCAGGUAAGCCUCAGCCCAAGCUGCAGGUGGUCUGAGUCACAGACCCCAAGUGACUCUUGAGGAGCUUCUGCAGACCAGAGGAUGGCCCAAGUCCUUCACGUGCCAGCUCCCUUCCCAGGGACCCCUGGUCCAGCCUCCCCACCCGCCUUCCCUGCCAGGGAGCCUGACCCACCGUACUCUGUGGAGACGCCCUAUGGCUACCGCCUCGACCUGGACUUUCUCAAGUAUGUGGAUGACAUCGAGAAAGGCCACACGCUUCGGCGCGUGGCCGUGCAGCGCCGGCCCCGCCUCAGCUCACUGCCCCGAGGUCCUGGCUCCUGGUGGACCUCCACCGAGUCUCUGUGCUCUAAUGCCAGCGGGGACAGCCGCCACUCGGCCUAUUCCUACUGCGGCCGCGGCUUCUACCCGCAGUACGGUGCCCUAGAGACCCGCGCCGGCUUCAACCCGCGCGUGGAGCGCACGCUGCUGGAUGCCCGACGCCGCCUGGAGGACCAGGCAGCUGCGCCCACCGGCCUGGGCUCCCUGACCCCCAGCGCAGCAGGCUCCACCAGCUCAUUGGUGGGCGUGGGGCUGCCACCCCCGACGCCACGGAGCUCAGGACUGUCCACACCCGUGCCUCCUAGCGCCGGGCACCUGGCCCACGUGCGGGAACAGAUGGCGGGUGCCCUGCGGAAGCUGCGGCAGCUGGAGGAGCAGGUGAAGCUGAUCCCCGUGCUCCAGGUGAAGCUAUCCGUGCUGCAGGAGGAGAAACGGCAGCUCACGGUGCAGCUCAAGAGCCAGAAAUUCCUGGGCCAUCCCACGGGGGCCCGGGGCCGCAGCGAGCUCUGCCUGGACCUCCCAGAGCCCCCCGAAGAUCCAGUGACGCUCGAGACCAGGAGCGUGGGCACCUGGGUCCGGGAGCGGGACUUGGGUGUGCCUGACGGGGAGGCUGCCCUCGCCGCUAAGGUCACGGUGCUGGAGACCCAGCUCAAGAAAGCGCUGCAGGAGUUGCAGGCGGCUCAGGCCCGGCACGCGGACCCCCAGCCCCAGGCCAGGCCACCACCAGACAGCCCGAUCCGAGUGGACACUGUCCGGGUGGUAGAGGGGCCGCGGGAGGUGGAGGUGGUGGCCAGCACGGCUGCCGGAACCCCUGCACAGCGGGCCCAGAGUCUGGAGCCCUAUGGAACAGGGCUGCGGUCCCUGGCACCGUCUGGAGGGGUGGAGAGCCCUGCCGUGUUCCGUAGCCACGAGCUCGUAGAGACCGCGUUCCCAACAUCUGCUGCGCCCGCCGGCAACGUUCACCUGGUGAAGAAGAUCAGCAUCACGGAGCGCAGCUGCAGUGACCCAGCAGGUCUCCCACAGGCCCCUGCGGAGUCACCCUCGUCUCCCCCAGGGGUGGCGGCCACGUCCCUGGCACAGCCUGAGAAGAAGGCAGGUGGAGCGCUCGCCGGCGAAGCUGCCCACUCGGAGCCCGCCAGGCAGGCAGCCUCGUGCGGGUCCGCGGAGGCGGGGGGCGCAGGCGAGCCCCCGGCUGGCGUGCGGUCCAUCAUGAAGCGCAAAGAGGAGCCCGCGGACCCCCCAGCCCACCGGAGGAGCCUGCAGUUUGUGGGGGUCAAUGGCGGAUACGAGUCCUCCUCUGAGGACUCCAGCACAGCAGAGAACUUCUCAGACAACGAGAGCACAGAGAACGAGGCCGCGGGACCAGAGGAGAGGGUUCCAAGUGUGACCGAAGCCCCCCAGCUCAGGCCCUCGGGGACAGCGGUGGCCAAGACCAGCCAGGAGGAGUGCCAGCCAUCUCGGGAGCCUCAGCAUGUGCUGGUGGAGGAGGGGGUGUCAGGAGCGAACGCAGAGGAGGAGAUCCGGAUGGAACUAAGCCCCGACCUCAUCUCAGCCUGCCUGGCCCUGGAAAAGUAUCUGGACAACCCCAAUGCCCUCAGUGAGAGGGAGCUGAAAGUGGCCUACACCACGGUGCUACAGGAGUGGCUGCGUCUGGCCUGCCGCAGCGACGCCCACCCUGAGCUUGUGCGGCGCCACCUGGUCACCUUCCGGGCCAUGUCGGCGCGGCUGUUGGACUACGUGGUCAACAUCGCCGACGGCAACGGCAACACCGCUCUACACUACUCCGUGUCCCACGCCAACUUCCCCGUGGUGCGGCAGCUGCUGGACAGCGGCGUCUGCCAGGUGGACAAGCAGAACCGCGCUGGCUACAGCCCCAUCAUGCUCACUGCCCUGGCCACUCUGAAGACCCAGGACGACCUCGAGACCGUGUUGCAGCUCUUCCGGCUCGGAGAUGUCAAUGCCAAAGCCAGCCAGGCGGGACAGACAGCCCUCAUGCUGGCGGUCAGCCACGGGCGGGUGGAUGUGGUCAAAGCCCUGCUGGCCUGUGAAGCGGACGUCAAUGUCCAGGAUGAUGACGGUUCCACGGCCCUGAUGUGCGCCUGUGAGCACGGCCACAAGGAGAUCACGGGGCUCCUGCUGGCUGUGCCCAGCUGCGACAUCUCGCUCACUGACCGCGACGGGAGCACAGCUUUGAUGGUGGCCUUGGACGCGGGGCAGAGUGAAAUUGCAUCCAUGCUCUACUCCCGCAUGAACAUCAAGUGCUCGUUUGCCCCGAUGUCAGAUGACGAAAGUCCUGCGUCAUCCUCUGCCGAAGAGUAGCCGGGAGGGAGGCCCGGGGGGGGGCCGGCCAGCCCCAGAGCGAACCAUCCCUCCUCCCUGGUUUCCUCCCUCCUCCCUCGCCGGCACCCCCCCCCCCAUACCCACCAAGGCCCGAGUCACAAAGGCAAGUGGGAUUUUCUUCUGCUUCCCAGGAGGAGCCCCCAACAGCAACAUGACUCCAGCUUUAUAGCGGGUUUUUCCUGGUACACCAGUUCAAAGCAGCCGCGGUGCAGACCGGAGCUAAAUUCUUACAUAAAUUGGCGCCAGCGGCCGAGGCCGGGGCGUGGGUUUAUGAAGAACGUUGAGAACAAUCAACUGACAAUUACGGACGGAGGAGGGCGAAAGGGAAAAAUACUGUAUUUUUGAAUCAUUGGGGGGGGGGGGGGCGGGAAUCGUAUUACUUGUUGCCAGAUCUGAAAGUCACUGGAAUCGCAUAGUUUCAUUUUAAUCCUGAAUGUUGUUACGCACGGGUCACGUCCGGAGUGGCUUAACGCCCCCCUCGCACGCCCCACAUUUAAUUGUCUGGUAUAUAAUAGUGUUUUGUCCACUACCCCCUGCCCCCCGCCCUGCCCUCCCCAGACAGCUUUCUUGGGGGGGAACUGUCUUCUGGUCUCUUCGCAAAACAGAUUCUGUCCUUGUCCCCCAGGGCAGGGAGCUCAAUCAUUUUUGUUCUGCUGUCUCGCUGCCACUGCCUGCGUCACCCCCAGUCAAGUGGGGGGGGGGGGGCGGCGGGUCGGCUCAGGACCCCGCAGCUGAGACAUCGAGAGAUCACCCAGAAAUCCGUCCCCUCCACGCGUGGAGGCUCUGGCAAAUAUUAAUUUUCCUAGAAAAUCCUUCAGACCUGGGGACUCAGGAAAUGAAUCCGGUUCCCAGAGCAGCUGUUUGAGUCCCCGGGCUUAGAACCCUGGUAGCGGGCUGUCCUCAUCCUCCCCAGACUCCACAAUUUCUCCCCGCAAAGGGGAAAAAAAAAAAAAGACAAAACAGGACAUGUACUUGCUGGCAGAACACAGGGCAAGCUCCAGAAACUCCAUGUGCACACAAUUAAAAGUUGGCUGCCCCCCUGAGGGCUCCUAGUGCAAACUUAAAGAGACAGGGCUUUGCCGAAAACCAAACAAGGGCCAGCUGGGGGGUUUUUUUUGUGUGUGUUUUUUGUUUUUUUUUUUUUCCCCCAACAACCUAUAGGCUUUCCGGAGCUGCCUGGAACAGAGCCUGCUGGAAAUAGGGCUCUCCAGACACACGCAGUUUCCUUCAUGGCCUGUUUUGUCCUCAGAAUCUCCACAUAGUUUUCUUUCCAGUUCCUUCCUUUUGUGAACAACAACAACAACAACAACAAAAGGGGGGGGUUCCGAGCCUUGAGAAGUUAAGUGCCUCAUGACAGGGAGUAAGAUCCCUGGCUGAUAGGUGUCCUGUCCUCUCUUGUCCGCUUCUGUCCGCUCGGCCCAUGAGCGCUCGCUCGUGGUCAUUCAGUAAAGCAGAGCGCUGGCUUCUCGCCUACAGAAGUAGGCUUCUUGGCUUGAUGGAAUCUGGCUUGCUUUGAUUUUGACUGAAGGGAGGUACCUAAGACAAAAGAGUUUGGAUGGUUGAAGGGGACACCGUAGAUUGUGCGUGUGUGCGUGCGCACGUGUGCACUGGAGAGAAAACAAAACCAAAGCCUACUGGGGACAACUGCUGGUGUCUGACAGAAGGCCACAACUUUGGGCAGCUUUGAGAAGCGGGACACAAGUUUUGUACCUGCGCGUCUGGCCCCGGAGCCAGCGGUAUGGUCAAGCAAAGCUCCUAGAAGCAGCUCAUCGACGCCGCUCCCCAGAUGAGUCCAUAUUUAUCCCUGCUUUCCCUUCUCCCCUCUCCCCCUACCCAUUGGGCUUGGUAUGCUAGGCUACAGGGUCAUCCCGCCUCUGUCCCCUGUUCUCCUGUCACGUGUAUUCAUGACCUUUAACUUCACUUCCUGACCACGGUACGUCCAUAAAGACAGUAUUACACUUAAAUGAAGUAUUCCUUUUUAUAAUCGUUUUUUAGAAGGUAAAGGAAUUUAAUAAAGCUACUUUAUGAUAAUAUCCAC
Lynx canadensis (Canada lynx) is the source of this 4907-nucleotide messenger RNA. RefSeq names its product KN motif and ankyrin repeat domains 2 (gene KANK2). Gene Ontology annotation, molecular function: protein binding. The record is from RefSeq and is a predicted model, not a curated record. The transcript has 12 exons. The coding region runs from base 293 to 2848 and encodes 851 amino acids. NCBI's taxonomy places the organism in Eukaryota, Metazoa, Chordata, Mammalia, Carnivora, Felidae. Gene Ontology annotation, cellular component: cytoplasm. Gene Ontology annotation, biological process: negative regulation of cell population proliferation; negative regulation of actin filament polymerization; negative regulation of G1/S transition of mitotic cell cycle.